Messenger RNA from Rhopilema esculentum, 654 nucleotides. NCBI's taxonomy places the organism in Eukaryota, Metazoa, Cnidaria, Scyphozoa, Rhizostomeae, Rhizostomatidae. The record is from RefSeq and is a predicted model, not a curated record.
CGAUUAGGAGGCUUGCAUGAGUUAAGGGUGGCCUAAGGUCAACGUGAGGGAACAUUUAUGUUUCAAGUUCUCCGAUCAGUGCUGUUUACAAGGUUUAGAUCAAGUCAUCUAGGUCUUGCAGUAUUGUGCAAAAGUACAAGACUAUCUCUCAGGCACAGAACUAUUCAAAAUUCAUCAUAUGCAGCGCGAGAAAGAACAAUGAAGCUGUUUACAGAUGAAGGGAAUCCCUUCACCUUAAAAGUUUUACUGGCCAGCAAUGUUGCCAAGGCAGACGUAGAAAUUAAAGUUGUCGACAAGAAAACUUUCAAGAAGCCUGCUGCUGUCAGACAGUUUCAGUUACCAAUUCUUGAACUAAAUGAUGGCCAAUACCUUGUUAGUCCAAAUGCUAUGUGCAGCUAUAUCAUGGGAUGUUGUGUAGAUGCCGAGGCUGAUCAAUGGAUUGAAUGGGAUGCUGUUUCAUUACAGGUAUUGUAUCCCUUCUUGUAGUCAGUUUGCAUGAAUAAGCUAUUCAAAAGUAUAGUCCUUGUCAGAAACAUACAGCCAUGUUAUUUGACUGUUUAAUGUUGGCUGCGUGGUAUUUUUGCAAAAGUUAUGGAACAUGUUUUUUUUUCAUUUACACAUUUUAUUCUCUUGUAUUUUCUAAUGUUUAAGGUU